Messenger RNA from Choloepus didactylus (southern two-toed sloth), 846 nucleotides. It is a transcript of the gene UCMA, whose product is annotated as upper zone of growth plate and cartilage matrix associated. Gene Ontology annotation, biological process: regulation of osteoblast differentiation; embryonic skeletal system development. The coding region runs from base 82 to 495 and encodes 137 amino acids. Gene Ontology annotation, cellular component: extracellular matrix. Lineage: Eukaryota; Metazoa; Chordata; Mammalia; Pilosa; Megalonychidae. The record is from RefSeq and is a predicted model, not a curated record. The transcript has 5 exons.
UGAGAAGUGAGGACAGGGCAGCAUCUGGGUCUGCAGGACUCGACCUCUGGGGUUCUGGAGUGAGCCGCAGCCUCCACAAAGAUGACUUGGAGGCAGAUCCUGCUCCUGUCCUGUCUCUUGGCCGCCCUGCUCCUGUCUUUGCUGCAGGAGGGGGCUGGUGUGUCGAUGGGCCCCAGACAGGCGGCUGGAGAAGAGGGCCAGGAUGGUGUGAAGCAGAUUUUCAUGCAGGAAUCAGAGGCCUCCGAUUUCCUCAAGAAACGCGGCAAGAGAUCCCCCAAGUCCCGAGACGAGGCCAUGGCGGAGGACAGGCAGAAGCUGUGGGUGGAUGAGCUACGGAGAGAGUACUACGAGGAACAAAGGAACGAGUCUGAGAACUUUGCAGAGGAGCAAAACGAUGAGCAGGCAGAGCGAAGCCGGGAGGCGACGGAGCAGUGGCGGCAGUGGCAUCAUGAUGGCCUGUACCCAUCUUACCUCUACAACCGCCACCGCAUCUGACCUCGCCUCUGCCCGAAAGCAAACUAGAAGACCCAGCUUGAAGCACACACAACCCUCCCAAGUGUUCAAGACCUCCGCCCACAUAAGCAGGCCACCUGAAAGGGUCUUGGCUGGGGCCUGCCGGGGUUACCAGCCCUGGAUUAGAACGCCCUGGCUUUGCUACUUUGCAGAUGAUUUUUGGCAGUGAUCAAAUGCCCCUGGGACCCCCUAGUGCCAAACCCACAGUGGCUCCCCUUGCUUAGCCCGUGUUCCCCAAGUAUGACUCCUGUCUGACAGAACAAUGCAAAGAAUCACAGCAGACAGUAAAGAUUACAGGUUUGCUUCCUGCUCAUCAAUAAAACACUGAAUCAA